Messenger RNA from Rhizophagus irregularis DAOM 181602=DAOM 197198, 1518 nucleotides. RefSeq lists its product as uncharacterized. The record is from RefSeq and is a predicted model, not a curated record. NCBI's taxonomy places the organism in Eukaryota, Fungi, Glomeromycota, Glomeromycetes, Glomerales, Glomeraceae. Gene Ontology annotation, molecular function: protein binding.
AUGUUGUAUAGAAAUUUAAACCAUUAUAUGAUACUUAUUAUAUUAAAUCAAUUAUUUAAUAUAAUAAUAGUAUAUGGACAGAAAUUUAUACCAGAACCUAAAAUAGGUGCUGAAGCAGUACUUAUUGAAGAUAAAAUAUAUUAUAUAGGAGGAGCUAAUCCUAGUAAACCACUUUCAAAACAAAAUCCUGAAAGUGAUAUUUUUUAUCUUGAUCUUAAUACAGAUAAUGAUGAAAAUUUUUUAACAUGGGCAGAUUUAAAAGUAAAAUCACCAUUUACUUACGGACAUACUGCCGAUGUCGGAGGCAUUAAUCAAGAUUCAAUAUUUAUUAUAGGAGGCAUACAUUAUGAUGAAACAAAUACGAAUUAUUUACAUAGGUUUGAUACUAAGACAUAUGAAUUAAGUGUACCAGUAAUUCAAGGAAAAGCUCUACCAACACGUGUAGGAAGGAGUUCUGUUAGUUAUAAAGGAAAAAUUUAUUUGUUUGGCGGGCGAGUGGAUACUCCGGUCGGUUCAGCUUUAAUAUAUGUCAAUCAAUUUGAUAUAUUUGACACGGUUAACUUAAUUUGGCAAGUUGGUAGCAUAGUUGAUUCUCCUGGUACAUUAUCCGGAUAUACUGCAACAUUAGUUAAUGGAAUUAUUUAUUAUAUUGGAGGUAGAUCGCAACAGUAUGUUUUUUCUCCAAUGACCGAGAUUUAUCAAUAUGACAUUGUAGCUGAUAAAUGGUCUUUAAAGAAAACUACAACUGCAGAUAUUAAUGCUAUUCCAGGACCUAGAAUUGCUCAUUCAGCUGUCCUAUUUGAUGGUAAAAUUUAUGUAUACGGAGGAACGUACUUUAAUGCUGAUACACCAUAUGACGUACCAGCUAAAGAAACAUUUGUUAUGUUGGAUACUAUUACUUUGGUGUGGUCGGUACCAGCAUAUAAUUAUAGUGCUAACGCACCUAAACUUGCUUAUCAUUCUGCUUCAAUAAAAGGGGCUCUUAUGGUACUUGCUUUUGGAAUAUAUGCAGAUUUACCGUCCGCUACAGAUCAAAGUAAUAAUUCAACUCAUUAUUUUGGCCUAAGUCAAGCAAUUAUUGGAUGGAAUACAACUCCUUUAUCAGAAGCAUCAACACCAUCAUCAACAAUAAGCGUAGUAAAAAAAUCAGAUACUCCUACAGAAACAGUUAUACCUUCUUCACAAAAUACGAUGAGUAAAACGGUAAUCGUUGGGGUAUCAGUUGGAUCAGUACUAGUUGUUCUAUCAAUAUUCGUAGUAUGUUCAUUAACUUAUAGGCACAUAAAGAGAAAUCAGACAAAAAUUAGAAGAGAAUCCAAUCAUCCGGAUAGUCAAGGAGCCGAAAUUCAAAUUCCACCUGAUGGUGAUAAACAUUCUUCUGCAUAUCUUCGACAAUAUCCUCCUUUAUUAGAUGGGGAAAAGAGAUAUCGAUUGAAAACAGAUAUCCUUCAUUCAAUAACUGAGUUACAACAAGAAGGUUUAAUGAUUACAAUGUCACACCAUCUUGAUCUAUUAUAG